Diabrotica balteata is the source of this 1748-nucleotide messenger RNA. NCBI's taxonomy places the organism in Eukaryota, Metazoa, Arthropoda, Insecta, Coleoptera, Chrysomelidae. The record is from the annotation of a GenBank genome assembly.
GAAUUUGACAUAUAAACAUAUAAACAUAACCCUAAAUAAUUCCUGUUUUUGUUUAUAAAUUUCAUAAGGGAAAAAAUAGUAUCCUAAAUUUUAAUUCCUCGCAUCUUUGAAUAAAUAAGUAUAUACACCAAUGAAAAAUCUUGAUGAAAUUGUUUGGAAGAUUAUUAUUUGAAAAUGGAUUGGAUCUCUUCUCUAUGUAGAGUAUGUGUGGCUAAAACAAGUCAAAUGAUUUCUUUAGACAGCAGUUUUAAAGAAGCACUCUCUGAAGAAAACGAAACUAAUGAGCAGAUUUAUCCAGAUACUUCAGUCCAGGAAAUUCUUCACAAAGUGCUGAAUUUUAUGGAACCUGUACCUGAAAACUAUCCACAAUACAUAUGCUCAAUGUGUCUAGGUAUACUAAAAGUGGCAUACGACUUUAAAACACUAUUUGAAGAAUCUCAUCAAGUACUUGUUGAACUUACAGGAGGCAAGGAAACAAACAAGAGUAAUUUACCAGUAUGUGUGGAAAUAAUCGCUGGUUCAACAAGGUAUAAUUUAAACGACUUGGUAAUUGUAGAAGAACAAAAAUGUGAUCAGCUUAAUUUUAACGGGUUUUUACGAAAUCUCGGAACAGUGAUAUCGGCGAGUUUUGGUCCUAAAUAUGAACGUCCAACAGUCGGUCCUCCAGUGUUGGAGAUUCUAGAACGUCCGAAGGAAGUAUCCGAACCAGAUGUUUUAUCACCCGAAAAUGAGCAGGAUAAAGAAUGUGACGUUGAUUCUUAUAUUAUUUUAUGCAGUAGCGGCACAAUGGCAGAAGAUACAAUAAAGGCAUCGGCAGAUAUGGAAGAUGAGGAUGAUUUAAUACAGUCAGCUGCAAAGUUACAGUAUGAGUGUAGUAUUUGCAAAAGAAUGUAUGGUUCGAAAACUAGAUAUCAAAAACAUGUCGAUAUUUGUGGCAAAGGAUACAGAUUAGGUAAAGACGACAAAGGAAAAACGUCGUUAGUGUCUUUAUUGCAAUGUAAAUUUUGUCCAAGAAUUUUCAAAGAAAGAAAAUUUCUUAACUACCACGUUAAAACACAUUUGAUGCCGUUUUUCAAGUGUGAUAUUUGCAAUCAAAAGUUCAAAAGCAGAAAUGCUAGAAACUAUCAUAGGUCUACAAGACAUAGUCAGUCGAGCUAUGUUUGUCAGAUUUGUGGAAAAGAGUGUAAAACUGCAGCGACGCUAAGUGGACACGAGCAAACCCACAACAAAAAUUCAACGAUGUGCAUUUGCCCAGUGUGCGGAAAAUCUUUUCAUUACAAAGGAGGGUUGUACUACCACAUGAAACAACACACCAAAGAACGCAAGUACAAAUGCCAUUUUUGUGACAGAGAUUUCUAUACUUUGACAGCCAAGAAACGCCACAUAUUAACUCAUACCGGCCAUCGGCCUUUCAACUGUCAAUCUUGUGGGAAAGCAUUUUUUUCCAAAGGAGAGCUGAAGAAGCAUGAAUACACACAUACCGGACAUCACCCCUAUAAGUGUGAAUACUGCAACAAAGCAUUUACUUCUGCGUUUAAUAUGAAAAUACACUGGUUUAAUCACGCUGGUAGCUUCAAUUGCGAGCAUUGCCCAAGAACAUUCAUUAGUAGUAAGGUUCUAGAGUUCCAUUAUAAAGUAAAACAUAAAAAACUUGUCGAAAAACCUGAUGGUGGUAACUAAUUGUUGUAUUUUGUAAAAAUAAGACUGUAUUUUUUUAGUUAGUUAAAAUAAAGUUAAAUGUAAAAGUG